Alosa sapidissima (American shad) is the source of this 2379-nucleotide messenger RNA. RefSeq names its product doublecortin-like kinase 3 (gene dclk3). Gene Ontology annotation, molecular function: protein kinase activity; ATP binding. Bases 1 to 2229 code for a protein of 742 amino acids. Gene Ontology annotation, biological process: protein phosphorylation; intracellular signal transduction. The transcript is spliced from 5 exons. The record is from RefSeq and is a predicted model, not a curated record. NCBI's taxonomy places the organism in Eukaryota, Metazoa, Chordata, Actinopteri, Clupeiformes, Clupeidae.
AUGAGAUUUGACUCUUUCGCAGUGCCUGGCUACAACGGUUACUGGAGAGCAGUUUCUCCAAGUGGCCUGGCCCCAAACUGUCCUGACAAAGGUGGAGCUCACGCCCAAACUAAGUGUGUGUUGCUUACACCUCUGGCCCCAUCUGUAAUAGGGGGGUGUGCCAACAAGGUCAGUGGCCACCAUGGACAGCACACUAGGACUGGUGGGUGUGCAGGCAGGCGAAAUGGUUUCCAUACAAGGCAUGCUGAAGGCUCUCCAGUGCGCCCCCACCUGGUAACCAUAAUUAAGCCAAAUGAGGAUGACGCCAUCAGGAAGAUCUCACUGCUUCUUAAUCGCCGGGCUGUGGUUUCAUUUGAACAGCUGAUAAGUGAUGUGUCUGAGGCUUUGGGAUACCCGUCCUGGAAUAAUGAUCGUGUGCGGCACCUGUUCACCCCGGCUGGACAGGCGGUCAGUAGCCUUUCUCAGUUUUUUCAAGUAGAUAAUGCGUUUUUGGCACUGGGGCGGACGCGCCCGUCUCUCGCCAGCCUGCAGGUGGCGCUGGAGGAACUCUACCCAGGUUGCCAGGAGUACUGUAAUGAGCUUGUGAAACGGUGGCAGCGGAGCAUGAGGCCCAAAGCCAGCAAGGCUGAUAGUGGCUUCCAUGAUGACAGUGAAAAAGCAGAUAGCUCCCCGAGCAGCAUUCAGACAAUCAAACCUUCUGCUAACAACCUCCAACCAAUAAGGGAACGACAGGAGCAUAAGGAAAGACAUUUAGAUGAAGAGCACAAGAGAGACAGAGAGAGAAAGUUGAGGAGGAGAAAAGAAAAGAUGGAGGAGUCCUAUCUCAAACCACACUCUAAUGUUGACCACCGGCUCCACAUGUUGCCUGGGCGGCAAGGUGAACAAAGAACACAGGGCUGCAAACGUACAGGAAAUAAAUACACACAUACACAAUCAGGUUUACUCCCAGAUGUUGCUGCCGCUCAGGAUCAUAGGUCUGUCCCCCUGCAGUCAAAUGGGCCCGGAUCUACACAGAUAAUGAAAUCACAGGAAGUACUAUCACAGGAAGCAGCCAGGCAGGCUGAGCAGGAUAUGCCUGAGCUACCAGAUGGAGAGGAGGUUACACAGACGGACAUUGAGCGUUGUUAUGACAUUGGACGGGUGGUUGGUGAUGGGAACUUUGCGGUGGUGCGUGUGUGUGUGGAGCGUCGGACAGGACACACCUGGGCCGUGAAAGUGGUGGACAAAGCCAAGCUGCAGGGCCGUGACCACAUGAUCCACAAUGAGGUUUCCCUAUUGGCCAGCCUGAGGCACCCAAAGGUGGUGCAUUUGCUUCGCUGCCACCACACAAACACCCACGUCUACUUGAUAAUGGAAUUGGCCUCUGAGGGUGAUCUGUUUGAUGCCAUAGUGACCAGUGUGAAAUUCAGUGAGGUCUGUGCAGCUGGCAUGCUUAAGGACAUCAGCGAUGCCCUCCAGUUCAUUCACAGCAGGAGCAUUGUACACAGAGACAUCAAGCCAGAAAACCUGCUGGUCCAUCGGCAUGAUGAUGCUGUCACUCUGAAGUUGGCUGAUUUUGGGCUGGCUCUGGUGGUUACUGAGCCCCUAUAUACAAUUUGUGGAACUCCCACAUACGUGGCCCCAGAGAUUCUGGCAGAGACAGGCUAUGGUGUAGCGGUGGACGUGUGGGCGAUGGGAGUGAUUCUGUACAUCCUGCUAUGUGGAUUCCCUCCUUUUCGCAGUACAGAACGCAAUCAAGUGGAGCUCUUUAAGCUUAUCCGUGCUGGUGACCUUCACUUCCUGUCUCCAUACUGGGACAAGAUCUCUGAGGGUGUUAAGGACUUGAUUCGAGGUCUACUUCGGGUUGACCCAAAAGGUCGUCUGACAGCACAACAGACUAUGCAGCAUAGCUGGGUCAGGAGCCGUGGAAGAAGUCAUGGAAUAAACCACCACACGCAACACAGACCACAAAUGGCAAUCACAGACACCAGUCCUCCACUGACUACUCUGGACUAUAGACUACCACAGAUCCACACAGCACAUAGAGACUACAUCAGAUCAGCAAAGACAAAAGAGGCUAUUGUACACCAGACCAGCAGAAACAAAUUGUCAGAAGAUGAGGACAGAGCUGUGCGGACGAGAGAGGCCAGCGUGGACCAGACAAACAAGCUUGACUCAGUAUGUAGACUAGGUGGAAACAAAGAAACCAACUCAGAGACAAGUGGAGAUCUGAAGUCAAGAGGGACAUAACAGAUUUCAGAUGUGAGAAAAACAAGACAUGGACUGAAGAUGUUGCUGCUGCAUGAAUAGUAGUUCCUGUUCUGAAACAACUUUGUUACUGGAUACAAUUAACAAGGUUGCAACUAUCCAUGUCAAUUUUAAGGAGUUUAUGGUAAUUUC